AUGCCUCAGAGCAUUUAUGCUUUUACAAACAAAAAUAACGGAUCAGAAUUAACAGCUGCUACUGUGACCUCACAUCACUGGGUAGGACCCUGAAAUCACAUCUCCUGGUAAAGAAAAAAAUUUUUUUUCCUUUGUCCAGAAGUUAUUUUCCUCUUGACUAAAGGUUUCCCCUUAGGGAAGAAAUUACUAUAAAAUUUUGCCUCCUACCCUUUCUUGUUAUCUACCAAAAUCAAAACACUUCGAAAAAAUGAUGAUAGCUUUCUGAACACUCUAUGUCCUCCCUGUCUCCUGUUGAUUCACAGACCUAAUAUCAGGUAUUCAUCAACUAGUCUCAAUUUCCUGAACACAUUCAUUGUAGCAUUCAUUGUCACCAUUAUCUCCCUGCUUCAAAAUGUGCAGGAUCUACUUGGUAAUAACCUUGGGAAAGCUCCGGCUUAAUGAAUGACGUGGGCUUUUAGAGGGUCAGAUCAAUAAAUUGGAUUUUUCAUUUUUUAGGGCAGCUACACUCAGUGUUUUUAAUAAAGAAUCUUAAAUAAGAAUGUUGACAGCUCUCAUGGUAAGCCAUUGGCAGAAAACUGAUCUGCAUGUCCUAGACCAGUGUUUAGGAACUAUUGUCUGGCUUGGGGAGCCCAGCUGGUCAUCGGUUCUUCCCUUAGCACUCAGAGAUGCCAAGUUCAGGGUGAACAUUUCACAUUUCUUGGUGCUUUAGGGAGAAAUAGAGUCUGUGUGCUUACUGGGGAGUCCCAAAAGGCAGGGACCAUUUUCAUUUAUUACAAACAUAGAUAGAUAUCUUGCACCAUUCACAAUGCUUAUGUACAGGGCUACUUGAGGAGUUUACAUUUUGUGGGGAGAGGCCUGAAGGUGCCAUGACCACCACUUUCUCCCUUUUGUACCAUCUGCUGUCUCUUGAGAGUACGUCCCGUGGUCUUUACUCUUCCAGGGUUGAGAGCAACUCAUUUCCCCCUUGAAUCUACUCAGUCUUUUUGAAAUUGUGCCUUGUUCUUUAUAUGGCAGCAUUUGGCAGUUUUAAUCUUCAACUGCCUCCUUUUUUGCAGAGAAAAUGACACCCAUUAGAAUUUAUCUAAGAACACUGACUAACAGGAUUUAUGCUUAAAAUCCAAGGUAUCACCGCAUAUUGAAGGCUGGGAUUUCAAGAGUCCUUGAACUCUGAGCUGAAACUUUUACACAGAGGGAGUUUGGCAGGGAAGAUGCUUGGUUUUUAAUUCAGAAUCCUAUUUAUAUACUGUUAAAAUUUGAGGUACUGUAGUUUAUGUAAAAGUUGGAUAUUUAGAUAUUAUAUUUCAGUUCUAGGAGCUUUGCAGCCAUUAACAUGACACAUAAUAUGAUGAAAAUGAUUGUCAGUAAAUUAUCAUAUUGAGGUUUUUGUUUAUUUUGUAGUGUUUCUGUAUUUAUCUGCACUUUUUGUAUAUAUACAUACACACAUAUAUAUGCCAUCAUGUAAAUAACCUCAUGUUAUUCCUAAUCUAAAUUGCCACAUUAUCGUUAAUGUAUGUUUAUACUGUGUUAUAAAUUACAUUAAAAAUAAACAAUGUAAACACGUUUUAAUUUAGUCUCUGUGCUUGAAGACUCACUGUGUGUGUUGAAGGACAACUGUCUUGGCUUCCUGUAGAGAAAAACCAAGGUUUCUAGUACUGUAAGUGAUCAUUUCGGGUGUGGCUAAGUAGAAAAUCAUAGCAGAAUUUGGUGACCUUUUUGUGACAAAUUUGGGAGUGAUUAUGUGAGUAUUAUGCAAGAUUAGGAAAAUGUUAAUGUUGGUACCUAUUAAUAAUGCAGGCAUCUAAGGAGGAGAGAGGUAAGUGGGCCAUAAGCAAAAUAUUAAAUAUAGCAGGCACGCAGGCUUACCUGAAAAUAUAUCUUUGUUAUGAAAGAAGAACCAGCACACAAAUACCUCCUUAGAUUUGUAUUAGUUUUAUGACUCCAUUGGUCACUAUUUGACUUAUAGGUAAAAUUUUGCUUUUUCUGUAUUAAAGAAUCAUGUGUUUAUUUUGUGUUGCAAAAUGGAUUAUCAGAGUGCAGUAAAUCACCUUUCCAAACUAAGCCUUGACCAACCUUUCCAACUAAGGUUGACCAUAGCGCAUAUACACCCUGGUUUGCUCAAAUAGAUUGUAUUUUCCAUCAGUAUCAGAAGAGAGGUGAAAAAUUCAUGACACAGAGCUGUUAAGAGAAAAUAGUGUUAUUCUAGUAUAUAUGGUUAAGCAGAAAAAGACUGUUAGGGUAGGUAGUAGAGAUCAUUCUGGAUGGAGCUACUAUUUAAGAAUGUUGGGUUAGAAGGGAUUGACCUGGAACCCCUUAUAACUGAUAUUUUAGAAAUAAUAAAAACAAAUUAGCUUCCAAUGACCAAAGCUGGAAUGAUUUGAACAAAUAAAAUAAGUGACGGAUGAUUGGAUUAUAGUCCAAAGCAUAAAAUUGGUGUCCAUGAAUCCACAUUGACAUAAAUAAAUGACAAUAAAUUUAUGUAAAAAAAUGGAGAAGAGACACAUUUCUUUAGAUAAAUAUUCCAAAUCAUAAUUGGAAUUGUAGUUACUCCUCCCUCUAGGAGGUAGCAUUUAAGCCACUCUUGCUUUCAGGUGGGUUAGACGUAGUAACUCACUUCCAAAAAGUAGAGUAUGGACAACUCUAUAGAAAAGAAACCUGGUAGGCACUGUCUCAGCCAGGUGGUAAAAGUUGAUGCCAUCACUGAUACCAUGUGGUUGACUUGUACCCAUGAUAUGAAGAGCACUUUACCUCCAUGAUAUUCUUUUCCCAAACUUACAACUCCAGGGUGACCGUGAAAAAAGCAUCAGACACACCCAGAUUGAGGACAUUCUACAGGAUAGUUGUGAGCCCAGUACUCCUCAAGACUGUUAAGUUCAUAAAAAAUAACAAAAUACUGAGAAACUGCCACAAAUCAGAGAAGACUCAGGGGACAGGACAAUGAAAUGCAGUGUGGAUCCCUGGAUUGCAUCUGGGAACAGAAAGAAGACAUUAAUGGAAAACAGUAACCUAAAAAUUGGCCACAGAAUCAUGACAUAAACUGGGAACACCUUAUAUCAUUUUUGGAAUUUAAGUUGCUUUUUUAUUCAAGACUUAAAUACUUGUUUCCCCAUUAAAUUGUGAUCUCUGGGUA
Messenger RNA from Microcebus murinus (gray mouse lemur), 3127 nucleotides. The record is from RefSeq and is a predicted model, not a curated record. Lineage: Eukaryota; Metazoa; Chordata; Mammalia; Primates; Cheirogaleidae.